Eremomyces bilateralis CBS 781.70 is the source of this 264-nucleotide messenger RNA. RefSeq names its product heterokaryon incompatibility. The annotation marks the transcript as partial. The record is from RefSeq and is a predicted model, not a curated record. Lineage: Eukaryota; Fungi; Ascomycota; Dothideomycetes; Eremomycetales; Eremomycetaceae. The transcript has a single exon.
UAUGAAGCAAUCUCCUAUGUUUGGGGGGCAGCAGAACACUCGACUAAGGUCAUUGUUAACAAUGAAAGGGUGAAGGUUCGACAGAAUCUGCACUUAGCAUUACAAAGUCUUCGAUACCAAGAUUCGGCUCGAACUGUUUGGGUAGAUGCGAUCUGUAUUAACCAGAACAACAAUAAAGAGAGAAGCCAUCAAGUUGAUUUGAUGAGGAACAUCUACCAAGGAGCGGAUCAGGUGGUCGUCUGGCUUGGAGCAAGCGCAGAGUAA